AUGAGACUCAUCAACAUCAACAAGGACAAGGACGAGGGCCCGAAACUCGAAGACUUCACCUUCCGCAUGCAUAAGCGGCCUGACUAUUCACAAGCUUUCUCGCUCAUAUACUGCGACACAGGGCUUUCACAAGACGAUCAUGGCGGAGACGUUACUUUCACAGAAUUCAACGAUUCGAAGGAUAAACUCAAACAAGCAGCUGCAAUCGAGGAUCGUGAAAAACGAAAAGAUGAGAUCGAGAAGCUUGGUCUACGAACAGCUGCAUUUGAUAAGCUUCUUCAGGCUAUAAAAUUAGCCAGCGACGAGGGAGCGACCCAUAUCUGGAUUGACAGUUGUUGUAUCAAUCGCGAUAAUAGUAGCGAGCUGACUGAAGCAUUGAACUCAAUGUACCGAUACUAUGAAGAAGCGACUAAAUGCUUGGUUUAUCUGCAUGAUUUUGAGGGGCCUUCGAAGCCGCAUGACAAGAAGGUCUCUGUGGAGUCAUAUGACUUCUCCAAGUCGGAAUGGUUCACGAGAGGAUGGACGCUUCAAGAACUCAUCGCCCCGAAGGAAGUCAUCUUUUACAACCACAAUUGGCAUUCUUUUGGUAGACGCUCUGAGAAGGCCGUCGCAAAGGCUAUUUGCAAGAUCACCAAGAUACCAGAGGAGGUUUUGAAUGGGAAAGCUCAGCCUUACGAAUACUCAGUGGCACAGAGAACGUCAUGGGCCGCCAAUCGAAAUACCACACGCGGCGAAGACAAGUGUUACAGUCUUUUUGGACUCUUCGAUGUCAAUCUUACGCUUAUAUACGGGGAAGGCGCUCAGAAAGCUUUCCUUCGGCUCCAAGAAGCGAUUAUGAGCAGCACGAACGACAUGUCGCUUUUUGCAUGGGAAUCGACCGACACUGAGGAGGAGUAUCGUGGUGCUCUGGCCCGCUCGCCGCAAGAGUUCAGGCACGCGGGGGAACUGGUUCACAGAAGAUUUCUAGGCCCUAAUCCCGAAUUCUCUAUGACAAACAGAGGUCUCAAGAUCAUGCCCUUGCUUUCCAAGAGGCUAGAUGGAACUUAUUUUCUGCCAUUAAACUGUGCUAAAACUAAAGAAGACUCCGAGCAGUCACUCGGUAUUAUCCUCUCCAAACAGAGCGAGAACGAUGAGCAGCUCUAUCGAUACAAGCCGGGAGAUCUUUCCUUCUUCGACCGGGCUAUCUUUACGCAGGAUUACGAAUUUUGGCUUAAACAAAACGAAACACCGAUCUACAUUGUCCGAGAUGAGCGGUAUCUAAAGAAUACUUCCAGAGAGAGUUCACCAUCGGAACAUUCGCGUGAGAGAGAGUCGCGCGGCAAUUCAACCUCGGGAAUGGCUGCUGACGAUAGCGACAAGGCCAAGCUCACAAAACUUGUUUCGAAAAGGACAUCAUCACUGGUAGGAAAGUCCAAGAAACAGGCCCUAUCAACCAGCACUCGAAAGUCGAAAGCGAAGAGGUCUGGCGGCUCAGUUCCCAGCAACAACACACUUGAACCUGUGGAAGCUGGUCUGACCUCCGCAGCAAUGUUAGCGCCAACAUUGCAGACGGGAUACCGAAACUGA
This is a messenger RNA of Didymosphaeria variabile, 1566 nucleotides long. RefSeq lists its product as uncharacterized. NCBI's taxonomy places the organism in Eukaryota, Fungi, Ascomycota, Dothideomycetes, Pleosporales, Didymosphaeriaceae. The transcript is spliced from 2 exons. The record is from RefSeq and is a predicted model, not a curated record. Bases 1 to 1566 code for a protein of 521 amino acids.